UCCCUUUUAACACACUCCUUUUUCAAUUGAUCUCUAGGGUUUUCCAUUUCGCUCUCUCUGCGAACAAAACAGUGAGAGAGGUCGCUAUUUUCUAGGGUUUUUCGCUUUCAAAUAUUUUCUUUUUCAUCAAAAGAUCGAGGAAGUUCUUAGUUGCAGAGAACAAAAAUGGCAGGGUAUGGAAUCAACUCGAUGCUUAAAGAAGGCCAUAAACAUUUCUCUGGACUUGAUGAAGCUGUUUUGAAAAAUAUUGAUGCUUGCAAGCAGCUCUCUACUAUUACUCGAACUUCUCUUGGCCCUAAUGGUAUGAAUAAGAUGGUCAUCAAUCAUUUGGAUAAGCUAUUUGUCACAAAUGAUGCUGCAACAAUUGUCAGCGAACUUGAGGUUCAGCACCCUGCAGCCAAACUUCUAGUAUUAGCUGGCAAGGCGCAACAGGAGGAAAUUGGAGAUGGAGCUAACCUCACUAUAUCAUUUGCUGGAGAGCUUCUCCAAAAUGCAGAGGAGCUAAUCAGGAUGGGCCUGCACCCUAGUGAAAUCAUUAGUGGAUACACAAAAGCAAUUGAUAAGACCAUUGAAAUUUUGGAAAGCUUGAUAGAGAAGGGUUCCGAGACAAUGGAUGUGCGGAACAAAGAAGAAGUUGUUUCCCGAAUGAAAGCUGCUGUUGCUAGCAAGCAAUUUGGUCAAGAAAACAUAUUGUGCCCUCUCAUUGCUGAUGCAUGUAUCCAAGUAUGCCCCAAGAAUCCAAUGAACUUUAAUGUGGAUAAUGUACGUAUUGCAAAGCUUCAAGGAGGAGGUUUGCGCAAUUCUACGAUCGUUCAGGGUAUGGUUUUGAAAGGUGAUGCCUCUGGGAGCAUUAAAAGAGUGGAGAAGGCAAAGAUUGCCGUGUUUGUUGGAGGUGUUGACACCAGUGCCACUGAGACAAAGGGAACUGUCCUCAUUCACAGUGCUGAGCAGCUUGAGAACUAUGCAAAGACUGAGGAAGCAAAAGUUGAGGAGCUCAUAAAGUCUGUUGCUGAUUCAGGCGCUAAAGUUAUUGUCAGUGGAGCAGCUGUUGGAGAGAUGGCGUUACAUUUCUGUGAACGUUAUAAGCUCAUGGUUCUGAAAAUCAGUUCAAAGUUUGAACUUAGACGGUUUUGCCGUACUACUGGAUGUAUCGCUCUUUUGAAGCUGAGCCCGCCUAGCCCCGAUGAUCUGGGAUAUGCUGAUUCAAUCUCAGUAGAAGAGAUUGGAGGUGCUCGGGUCACUGUUGUGAAGAACGAAGAAGGUGGAAAUUCUGUAGCCACUGUGCUUCUACGAGGAAGUACUGACAGUAUAUUGGAUGACCUUGAGAGAGCUGUUGAUGAUGGUGUGAAUACCUACAAGGCAAUGUGCAGGGACAGUCGGAUAGUUCCUGGGGCUGCAGCAACAGAAAUUGAAUUAGCAAAACAAUUAAAGGAGUUUUCUUUUAAAGAAAUUGGAUUGGAUCAGUAUGCUAUUAAGAAAUUUGCCGAAAGCUUUGAAAUGGUUCCUAAAACCCUUGCUGAGAAUGCUGGGCUUAAUUCAAUGGAGAUUAUAUCUUCUCUAUAUGCUGAACAUGCGGCUGGAAACUCCAAAGUUGGUAUAGACUUGGAAGAAGGUGUCUGCAAGGAUGUGACCAGCUUGGAUAUUUGGGACCUUCAUGUGACCAAAUUUUUUGCUCUCAAAUAUGCUGCAGAUGCUGUGUGCACUGUACUACGAGUUGACCAGAUUAUAAUGGCUAAACAAGCAGGUGGACCAAGGAGAGAUCAGGCCCCUGCUGGGGCAGGAAUGGAUGAGGACUAGUUUGGUUGUCUUCAUUAUUACAGCUACAAUUGUGGUGUGGUAAUAUAUUUGAUUGAGCAUACAAGUUCCUCUGCUUGUUUUGAGGCUCCCUCUUUGUGAAGAUUUGGUAAUCGGCGGUUCUCCCAACCUAUAUGUGACCCAGAGCGGUGAAAGAAACCCAAAUUCUUCUUUGUCAGGAUCCCAAGGCUCAUUUUAUGACACUUCCCGAAGCCUUAAUUUUGUAUUUUGCCAUUUUUCGUGUGCCCCUAGAAUUUUUAGUCUUAGAACUUGUGUAGUUUUUGAGGGAUGGAAUGUUAUCUUCUGUAAUUUGGCCUGAUAAGAUAUUUUAGUACUUGUCUUCUUUUCUUUCAAAAUUUGAGGUGCAGUUAGGUUUAUAUAUUAUGAUGAUGCAGAAUUUAUGUAAGUUGUCCUGUCCUUAGUUUGAGAUAUUGUAGUAUUUGAAUACUUGCUUUCUGUGUUAAUCUUGAAAUUUGUCGCUUCUCUGAUGUA
Molecule: messenger RNA, 2286 nt
Organism: Papaver somniferum (opium poppy)
Lineage: Eukaryota; Viridiplantae; Streptophyta; Magnoliopsida; Ranunculales; Papaveraceae
Product: T-complex protein 1 subunit theta-like
Exons: 13
Coding region: 166-1797 (543 amino acids)
Biological process (GO): protein folding
Cellular component (GO): chaperonin-containing T-complex
Molecular function (GO): ATP binding; ATP hydrolysis activity; ATP-dependent protein folding chaperone
Source: RefSeq, a predicted model, not a curated record